Messenger RNA from Carassius gibelio (silver crucian carp), 2556 nucleotides. RefSeq names its product cell growth regulator with RING finger domain protein 1-like. The coding region runs from base 429 to 1451 and encodes 340 amino acids. The transcript is spliced from 6 exons. The record is from RefSeq and is a predicted model, not a curated record. Gene Ontology annotation, biological process: negative regulation of cell growth. Lineage: Eukaryota; Metazoa; Chordata; Actinopteri; Cypriniformes; Cyprinidae.
AAGCAUUAUAUACAAUAAUAUAAUAACAUUUUGCUCCGCUUUAGUGUAAUGUCCAGUAUCUUUGUUUGAACGAAGGUGCAUUUUUAAUUGUAAAAAAUGACGUAAACAAAACAGAAUAUUUUUUCAUCGGUUCAUUGAAGCGAUUUGUUUGAAAGAGCCGAAUCUCGGAAUGACUCGGGCUUCUCUUCACUAGCUUGCUGUAACGCUCCUCCCUAUGCGUGACUGUAUAGGAGUCAUGUGCGGAUUUGGUCCUCUGGGCCACCGUAGCGUCCGUCACAACCGGAAGUUUACGUUAGUGAGUCUUGAAGGUACCUGCUUGGCCCAACGCUAGAUUGCACAGGAUACAAGAUACCGCACUUAAAAAAAUAAAAAUAAAAUAUUACACGUACUGGCAUUUAUGCGCACUGUAUUAAUGUAACAUUAUAAGCAUGGCUGCGGAGUUUUUAGUGCUGCUGUAUGAGUAUUCUCCUCUCUUUUACAUUACUGUCAUAGCAGUAUGUUUCAUUAUCACUGUGGCUGUUGUGUUGGGCUGGUUUGGAUUUGAAGUCCCGGUCAUUUUACGCAGUCCAGAUGAGACUGGAUCUCUCAUACCUGUCAAUGAGAGGAAGAUGGUGCAGGUGACCAACCCCUUCGCUCUGGAGAUGGGCUCUGCGGCUGCUGGGACAGUUACUGAGGGUGUGAGUUUGCGGCCAUAUUGUCUUGAAGACAGCGUCCUGAGCUGUUUUUGGGGCUGUGGGGUCCAGGCUGUCCAGGCGGCCCUUCAGAGUCACCAGUGUGGGCUCCGGCUCCGCACACCAGAGCAGUUUCAAGAGGCUCUGGAAUUAAACUACUACCACCAUCAAAGCUUCAAUAUACAUAAAGAAGAAAAAGAAGAAUACUUCACUCAGAUGCCGCCAGAUCUCGGAGUGACCCAUUUUGGGCUGCUUCCCCGGGAUCGAUACCCCUUGGUGGCUGUGCUGACACUUGCCAAUCCAGAAACCAGAGACAACUACAAUAUUGUGGCCAGUGUGACAGUGUUGCACGUUCCUGAUGACAAAUACAGACUCUCUGCGAGGAUCCUGUUUCAGUAUCUUCUCACAGCACAUGGGAAUUUGUACGACCUGAAGCCUCUCUUCAUGUCAGCAGACAACUGCAACUUGUCUGGAACCACAGAGCCUUCAACUAGCACUCAAGGGGCGGAGCCACAGCCCGAAAGGCCAGGUGAGAAGUGGGAGGAGUCUGAUGCAGAAGGGGAGUGGCCUGAUGCUCAAGGCAGGGAUUGUGUGGUGUGUCAAAACGCACCAAUAAACAGAGUGCUGUUGCCAUGCAGACAUGCAUGCGUAUGCGACGGCUGCGUGUGCCACUUCCAGCACUGUCCGAUCUGCCGGGCGUUUGUCCUCGAAUCUUUUGCUCUGGCUAACCGACCAGCUCGUGAUGACGAAGAAGAGGAGGAGGACUUAACAGAAGACUAAGCCUGUGUAAACUCAGUAUUAAAAGCAAGCCUUUGCUGCAAAAGCUAAACUAGAAAAGGAAACGCAUCAUCUUCAAGAUUAAGAGAUGCACGCAGGUGACCUUUAACCCAGAGUAUGGACACUUCUAGAAUGAUGUCAGUUUUAGGCUUUUGAAGUUGAGUGUAUUUGUAAAUAGAGAUUUUAAGUUGAAUAGAAUAUUUAUUUUCGUCAAUGUAUUGGUUUAACUAGCAAAUAUACAUUUCAGAAGGAAUCGUUGUGGAGUUUAGGAGAGAUAUUGUGGAAACAACAUGGGAGUUUAUCUAAUUUCUUUAAUCAUUGACUUUAAUGAUGUGGGGAAAAGCAGGCCAGGCACACACAGUUAAACUGAUCACACAGAUUUCUACACAGAAGUCUACACUUGGCCAACAGGUAAAUAUCUUUUAUAUUCAAACUGGGGCUAAACAAUGCAUUAACUGAACAGCUAAAGUCACUUGAUGGUAGUAGUAAUUGCAAUGGAUCCUCAGAAUGCUUUAAAAUAUUGAAAAGAAGUGUUGUGUCCAUGGACAGUACUGUUUACUGACCGAAAACCCCUCAAAUUUAUACUUUGCACAAAAAACGGUGUUUUAUACAGGCUUGUAGUCAAGUUUGGACUCCAGCUUCUUGGAGUCUGCCACCUUCCUCACAGCUUUCAUGAAAUCCUCCUGAGUCACGUACUCAUGAUCGGCACGGAUGGCAAACAUACCUGUUGGACAAUAAAGAGGAGAGCUCAUACAAUACUGUAGGAACUCUAGAGGCUCAAAGCUUCAAGGUUUGGCUGGUCAGCGUAAUGCUAUUAGACCCUCAUUAAACUCAUUAAAAUACUAUAGCAGGGACUAUUGCAAUGAGCUAGGAAUGUAAUAUAAUUACCAUGUUCAGAUGAGAGACUGUUUAGUCUGCUUUUGUUGUUCUUUAUUACAAUGGGCAAGGUUUUGAAUGUUCAUGUUUUAAUUAUUUUGCACAUGAAGUUUAUUCUACAUCAAUACAUAUACUAUAGUUGUUUUCAUAGCCUUCAACUGACACACUGUAUGGAGGGCAACGUUGGACAUGAAAGUAGAAGAACUUUUAAAAAUAAAAUGCUCAAAAUGUA